Molecule: messenger RNA, 1389 nt
Organism: Acanthocheilonema viteae
Lineage: Eukaryota; Metazoa; Nematoda; Chromadorea; Rhabditida; Onchocercidae
Source: the annotation of a GenBank genome assembly
AUGUAUAUUCGAUUGAAACUUGCAAAUUUUGCGGCAUUUACUGUCAUAAUUUUCUUUCUUUAUCUUGGAUAUCUCAUUUGGGAAAAAGAGGAACAUUUUCCUGAUGUUGUUAUUGAGCUUCAUGAUUUGUUAAGUUAUGUGCUUUUGGCUGCAGAACUAGGUGGUCGUGCUAUCCUGGAUAUUAAUGAUGAGCAACGAUUGAAUGCUAUCAAAAAAGCGGAAACAGAUGUCGGUGUGGCGGAACUUUUGACGACAGCUGAUUUAUUAUCAAACCAGCUUAUAAUCAACGUCCUAAAAAGAUAUCCAGGUUUACAGGUUAUUUCUGAAGAAAAAGAAGCGUUAAGCUUAGUGGAUUAUGAAAAAUAUCAGUCACAACAGCAAGAACUUUAUACAAAUGUGAAGAAUAUCGUUGAUUUAUUUCCAUCACGAAAAUAUUUAUUAUCAAAAUUAGCUGUUUGGGUUGAUCCACUGGAUGCAACACAAGAAUUUACAGAAGGCCUGCUCAAGUAUGUUUCUGUGAUGAUUUGCAUAGCAUUAGAUGGCGCACCUAUAUUUGGUGUGAUAUACAGACCAUUCACUGGUGAAAGGGUUUAUGGUUUAAAUGAAUUUGGAAUCUUAAAAGGAAAUGGCGAUAAAUGGAACCGUACAUUUUCGAAGAACAAUUCGAAAUUAAUAGUGGUUUCUAGACGAGUAAAAGAUUUGGACAGACAUGAUUUAUUUAAUAAUGCUUCUUUUUCUAGAUCACAUGCUGGGAAUGUAAGAGAGUUGGCACUGAAUUCUUUCCUUUCCAAUUUUACUGUUGAAGCGGCUGGAGGUUCUGGUUACAAAUUCUUGAGAUUGUUAAAUGGCACUGGAGAUUUAUACAUACAUAUGACUGCCAUUAAAAAAUGGGAUACUUGUGCCGGUGAUGCUUUGCUUCGAUCGAUUGGUAGUUUAAUGCUUGAUUUUAAUGGUGAUGUAUUGAAUUACGAUCCAAAUGGUGAUUAUGUCUUGCGGAAUGGUUUACUAGCUGCAGCACAAUAUCCCUUUACUUAUUUUCAACAGUGGAGACAGCAUUUGAAAGGAACUUCGAUUAAAGGGUCAGUUAUAGGAUUAUCAGCAACAAGUGCAGCGUUUAUCGAUAAUCGCGAUUUGGAACCAAUUGUUCGAGUUGAAAUAAACUCAAAUGGGAUAUUUUCUUUGGUACCCAAUGAUGUGCUAGAUCAAGCUCGUAGGGGCUGUCAGUUCCGUCCAUUUGGCAUUCUAGAACCGCUGUGCGCAAAAGCUGCUCGACAUGAUGUUACAAAAGCACUUCCACUAAUUUGUGAAAUAGCUAGUAUAAAAUACAAAUUAAAAGAAUUGGAUGAGGAAUAUAGUAAAGUGAAAGAAUCUUUAGCUUCGAUUAUUUAA